Molecule: messenger RNA, 2397 nt
Organism: Daucus carota subsp. sativus
Lineage: Eukaryota; Viridiplantae; Streptophyta; Magnoliopsida; Apiales; Apiaceae
Product: proline-rich receptor-like protein kinase PERK1
Exons: 8
Coding region: 235-2190 (651 amino acids)
Biological process (GO): protein phosphorylation
Molecular function (GO): protein kinase activity; ATP binding
Source: RefSeq, a predicted model, not a curated record
AGACACUAUUACUUCAAAUGUCUGUACAAACUUAACAUACACAACACAAUCACACAAGUACAUACAAAACUAAACUCUAACAAACAGAAAACUCAUAGUACAUGAAAUCUUAGCAUUUCAGUAUUACCAAACAUAAACAUAAAGUUCUCACAAACCCAUAACCUUAACCCUUGAGUCUUUGUAGAAUUCUCGGGAUUUCGGUCUGGGUUAGCCUAGUCUGACUGAUUCCGUAAAAUGUCAGCACCAGCACCAACAUCACCACCGGCGCCUUCAACCAACACAACCUCACCACCCCUACCAACACCCUCGCCACCUUCAACUUCACCGCCACCAUCAACACCGCCAUCACCACCGUCAUCUUCUCCACCGCCAUCCUCCUCUCCUCCGCCGCCAGACACUCCGCCACCCUCAUCAUCUCCUCCACCACCCUCCAAUGCUCCUCCGCCAGCAACACCCUCCUCUCCCUCCCCACCAUCGCCACCUUCUCCGCCAUCCAAUCCAGGCUCACCACCAGUGACUAAACCUCCACCAUCUUCACCGUCUCCACCAUCUCCACCAGGGACUUCGAGAUCUCCUCCUUCUCCGCCGCCGCCAAAGAGUCAGGCGAGUCCUCCGUCAUCAGGGUCCAAAGGAGGCUCAGUGUCAACUGGGUUGGUGGCUGGGAUUGCUAUUGGUGGAGUGGUGAUUGUUGUGCUUAUAUGUCUUGUGUGGAUAUGUUGUAGGAAGAAGAAGAGAAGAGAGUAUGGGCAUGGCCCACCUCCUGGUUAUUAUGUUCCACCUCCCUCAGGGCCUAAAGAUGGCCCUUAUGGUGGCCAGCAACAACAAUGGCAAAACAAUGCUCCUCCACCUAGCGACCAUGUUAUCUCGAUGGGGCCGAAGCCUUCUCCUCCACCUGUAAUGUCUAGGCCGCCACAAUCUGUUUCUCCCCAACCUUAUAGCAGCGGAGGAUCUGGAUCUAAUUAUUCAGGGGGUUCCAAUAAUCCACUCCAAGCUCCUUCCCCUGGCAUGGCCUUAGGGUUCUCAUCACAGAGCACGUUUACAUAUGAAGAGUUGGCAAUGGCUUCGAAUGGCUUCUCUGAUGCAAACCUCCUUGGACAAGGUGGUUUUGGGUAUGUGCACAAAGGUGUCCUUCCAAAUGGAAAACAAGUUGCAAUUAAGCGCUUGAAAGUUGGUAGUGGGCAAGGAGAGCGUGAGUUUCAGGCGGAGGUUGAAAUUAUUAGCCGGGUUCAUCACAAACAUCUUGUUUCUUUAGUUGGAUACUGCAUGACCGGGGCAGAAAGAUUGCUUGUUUACGAAUUUGUUCCAAACAACACCUUGGAGUUUCACUUACAUGGGAAAGGGAGGCCAACCAUGGAUUUUCCAUCAAGAAUGCGAAUCGCUCUUGGAUCUGCAAAAGGACUUGCUUACCUACACGAGGAUUGUAAUCCCAAAAUCAUACAUCGUGAUAUUAAAGCAGCUAACAUCCUUCUGGAUUCUAAUUUUGAGGCAAAGGUAGCAGAUUUUGGACUUGCUAAGAUCACUUCUGAGUUAAAUACUCAUGUCUCCACUCGAGUGAUGGGAACUUUUGGGUACCUGGCUCCAGAGUACGCUUCUUCUGGUAAACUUACAGACAAGUCUGAUGUUUUCUCCUUUGGUAUAAUGCUUCUGGAGAUGGUUACUGGACGUAGACCAGUUGAUUCAGCUCAAACUUUCAUGGAUGACAGUUUGGUUGACUGGGCAAGGCCCUUGCUCACUAGAGCUUUGGAAGAGGGAAAUUUUGACACCCUUGUCGAUUCUCGAUUGCAAAAUAAUUAUAACCAAAGUGAGAUGUCACGCAUGGUUGCUUGUGCAGCUGCCUGUGUUCGUCAUUCAGCAAGGCGUAGACCACGAAUGAGUCAGGUGGUUCGUGCUUUAGAAGGAGACCUCUCUUUGUCUGAUCUCAACGAAGGAAUUACUCCUGGACACAGCACGGUCUACAGUUCACACGAAAGUUCAGACUACGACACAAUGCAAUACAAAGAGGACAUGAAAAAAUUCCGGAAAAUGGCCUUGGCAAGUCAGGAAUACUCCAGCAGUGAAGUUAGUCGACCCACCAGCGAAUAUGGUCUGUACCUAUCUGGAUCAAGCAGUGAAGGCCAACAAACCCGCGAAAUGGAAAUGGGGAAAACGCAAAAAGACAGCCGAGGUUUCAGUGGAAGUUCUGGUUUCUGAUGCACUUCAUGUCUAUAGUUUCUACAGCUAACAUUAGGUUACAACAAUUGUGAGUAUUGCAUUAUUUUGCUUGAGAUAACACAUAGAAUUCUUGUGCGCUGUCUUUGGAAAUUUUCUAGUCUUAUAUUUGUAUUUAUUAUGGCUUAUACAACAAAAUAUUCAUUCUUUCAUUUGAUUUUUUCAAAUUUUGAGUUGGUUGUUUUGAUC